AUUCAAUAUUCGACCGAGUUGAACAACCAUUUUGGAAAAUUAUAGAAAAAUUUAAUGAAAAAGGUCGAAAAAUGCGUAAAGCUUGUAAAUAUAUUGAUGAUUAUAUAUACAAGAUGAUAAAUAAUCAUAAAUCCGAUCUUAAAAUUGGGAAAGAAAUAGACAACAAUUUGUUAACUUUGCUUAUUAAUGCUGUCGAUGAAAAUGGUAGAAAAUUUAAUGAUAAAGAGUUGAAAGAUGUCAUACUUAAUCUUAUUGUUGCUG
Molecule: messenger RNA, 261 nt
Organism: Scutellospora calospora
Lineage: Eukaryota; Fungi; Glomeromycota; Glomeromycetes; Diversisporales; Gigasporaceae
Source: the annotation of a GenBank genome assembly